Messenger RNA from Triplophysa rosa, 2099 nucleotides. RefSeq names its product spindle apparatus coiled-coil protein 1 (gene spdl1). Gene Ontology annotation, biological process: mitotic spindle assembly checkpoint signaling; establishment of mitotic spindle orientation; protein localization to kinetochore. Bases 112 to 1881 code for a protein of 589 amino acids. The record is from RefSeq and is a predicted model, not a curated record. NCBI's taxonomy places the organism in Eukaryota, Metazoa, Chordata, Actinopteri, Cypriniformes, Nemacheilidae. Gene Ontology annotation, cellular component: outer kinetochore; spindle pole. The transcript is spliced from 12 exons. Gene Ontology annotation, molecular function: kinetochore binding.
GCAGAAUUCAAACUAGGCAUUUGAAAGUUGCAUCGGAAAGGCAGUUAGAGCAGUUCAGCAUUUGAAGAAUAUAUAUAUUAUUAACCGAGUUUUCAAUUAUUUGAUCUAAAGAUGUCAGAUCUAGAAGAUGAGAUUAAAGUGUUGCGACGGAAAGUACAGGCGGGAGAAGAGGCUCUUCAGCGGGCUGGUCAGUAUGGACUUCAACUAUUGGAUGACAAAAUGGAUCUUCACAACAAACUGGAGGAUCAGCGAAUUGAAAUGUCUAAUAUCAUUGAGACCGUGGAGCAAGAGAAAUACUCCUUGCAAAGGGAAGUUGAGCUGAAGGUCCGCAUGUUGGAGAGUCUGCGUUCAGAAUUUGAUCUUGUUAAAAGCCACCAGAAACAUCAACUGGAGCAGAAGCAAACUUUGAUGGAGAGGAACCAUGCUCUGGAACUCAGUGAUUUAAAAAACAAGGUGGAGAAGAUGAAGACAGAUUUAGAAGAGGCUCAGCUUGCUGAGAAGCAGAUGAAACACAAGCUGGACCAGCAAUCUGAAGCACUUCACAGCAAAACCGAGGAGCUGCGCGUUCUUACAGAGCGUGCACAUGAAACCAUGUCUUCUGAGAUUCUUGAGCUACAAGUGCAAAAGAUGGACAUCGAGUCAGCUAUGGCAACUUUGGAACAGGAGCUUCAGGAGGCGAGAUACAAAGAAGAGCAGCUGAAUUUGGCCAAUACCACCCUUCAGAGGCAACUGGAGAGACUCACAGAGGAGAAGGAAGAGAGAGAGAAAGAGGCAGUGUCAUGCUAUAAUGCUUUGGAGAAAGCUCGUGAAGCCAACCAGGAUCUUCAAAUUCAACUGGAACAGGUGUUGCAGCAAGCACAAGAUCCAAACAGCAAAGGCAAUUCCUUGUUUUCUGAGGUAGAAGACAAGAGAGCGGAGAUGGAGAGGCAGCUGAACAGUAUGAAAAGACAGCACGAGUCUCUUCAAAAACAGCACGCCCUAACCAAACAACAUAUGCACCGCAUGAAGAUGCAGAUAGCGACCCUUAUGCAGCUCCAGGGCAACCGGGCAGACCCUGCCCAACUUGAACGAUUGCAGUUCAUGCUCUCUGAAAAGAACAAUGAGAUAGAGACCCUAAUGUUAAAAGUACGAGAACUGGAAAAAGAGAGGGUGGCCGUGAAAGACCAGCAUCCAUCUGUCCAGGUUAAAGAAACUGAACUUGUGGAUGAGACUUACUACACGGACCUGUUAAAAAUGCAACUUACAAAUUUAAAGAAGGAUGCAGAUAAACUGAAGGAUGAGUUAUCCAUGGCAAGAAUGAAGGCUCUCUCGGAAAGUCAAAGAGUGCUAGAGUUGGAGAGGAAACUUUAUGUUGCAGAACAAGCACUGAAACAGAGACACGGUGACAAUAUGAAGCUUCAAGUCAAGCUUGAGGAACUCCAGAUGAAAUACACACCUCAUGUGGUGAAUAAAGGGCAAGUCCAAAAGCGUCGCCGGGAGAAGUUUCCAGUAGACAAUACAGAGGAAAAAUCGACAUCUAGCAAAGAGGAAACUGUAACCAUGGAUAUUGAGCCAAGCAAGAGUUCGAGUGAAAACACAGAGGAAAAAACCUUAAGUCCUCCUGUUGAGAAGCCAGUUGUGGUCCCGUUACAGCCCGCACAAACCACAGAACCCAACCCUGUAGUCCCUCGUGAAAGCAAGUCCGUCAGAAUAUGUGAGGAUCCCCCAGUGUGCAUUCCUGAUGCACCCAGGUCUCCUGUUAGUGACUGCAAUAGCAAGGCUGGAGAUCAAACACCAAGCAGUGAAGAGGAGAACUGGAGAACUGAGAAGAGGAAAAAGUACCAACAGCCCAUCCACGUUAGUUCAGCAAAAACCAUGGCAAGCGAAUGCGCUCAACAGUAGCGCUGUAAAUGUAGAAGUAAUUUUUUGUAUAGUUAGAAAAAUAAUAUAUUCAAGUUUUUUUAUCUCAUUCAUUGAUGUUUUCAAUAAUACAUAAUUACAUUUGUAAACUGUCCUGCUGUACAUGAUUUAGAGCACAAGUAACAUUGAUCAAUACUUCUGCAAUAUAAUAAACAAAGUUAAAGCAUUUAUUAAAACAUCUGAAUUAAUGCAGACUGAUU